GCCCCCGCGCGGCGCUGCGGAACCGGAGCUCCGGGCGGAGUCGACAGCGGCGCGGGAGGCGGCGAGGCCGGGGUGGCAGGAGCCCGCGAGGCGACCGGAGCAAGAGCCGCGGGGACGGAGCAGACCACGACGAAGGCGCACAGGCAGCCAGGCCGGGCCUGGCCACUGGGAGAGCGGCCGCCGGGAAGCGGGCGGGAGGCCGGGCGGGCAGCGGGCAGCCGCCGAGCCGCGAAGCGACAUGGUGCUGCUCAAGGAGUAUCGAGUCAUCUUGCCUGUGUCUGUAGAUGAGUAUCAGGUGGGGCAGCUGUAUUCUGUGGCUGAGGCCAGUAAAAAUGAAACAGGUGGUGGUGAAGGUGUGGAGGUCCUGGUGAAUGAACCAUAUGAGAAGGAUGGUGAGAAAGGCCAGUACACACACAAGAUCUACCACCUACAGAGUAAAGUACCCACGUUUGUUCGAAUGCUGGCCCCAGAGGGAGCCCUGAAUAUACAUGAAAAAGCAUGGAAUGCCUACCCUUAUUGCAGAACCGUUAUUACAAAUGAGUACAUGAAAGAAGACUUUCUGAUUAAAAUUGAAACCUGGCACAAACCUGAUCUUGGCACCCAAGAGAAUGUGCAUAAACUGGAGCCUGAGACUUGGAAACAUGUGGAAGCCAUAUAUAUAGACAUUGCAGAUCGAAGCCAAGUUCUUAGUAAGGAUUACAAGGCAGAGGAAGACCCAGCAAAAUUUAAAUCUAUCAAAACAGGCCGAGGACCAUUAGGCCCCAACUGGAAGGUGCAGUUCAUACCCUUACCACCAGGAGGUCGGGCACUGUGUGGGUGGGCCUUUCCCCAAGGAGAGGGAAUGGCUGGGGCUAGACUAAGGGACUGCCUGAGCUUUUUCCUCUUAGUUACUAGCCUGCCUCCGGGUAUGUUUCUAAUGCAGCAAGAACUUGUAAACCAGAAAGACUGCCCAUAUAUGUGUGCAUACAAACUGGUUACUGUCAAGUUCAAGUGGUGGGGCCUGCAGAACAAAGUGGAAAACUUUAUACAUAAGCAAGAGAAGCGUCUGUUUACAAACUUUCACAGGCAGCUGUUCUGUUGGCUCGAUAAGUGGGUUGACCUGACAAUGGAUGAUAUUCGAAGGAUGGAAGAAGAGACAAAGAGACAGCUGGAUGAGAUGAGACAAAAGGACCCGGUGAAAGGAAUGACAGCAGAUGACUAAAGCCACCCUUCCCCCUUCUGCACUUUUUGCAAGACAGUGGUCAACAGGAAGGCCCAGCAGCUCCACCCUCUUGAGUGACAGGCCAUCUUCGGACGCAGCCUCUCUGUGCCCAUUCUUCAGGCAACUUUCAAUCCUUUACUGUAGCUAAUUCUAGAUGCCCUUUAAUAUUGUGAACAAACAGACCGUCUGAUAUUACAAAGACCAUGUGCGGGAGCCUGCUCCUCUGAGAUAUGUGGUGUGUAGGUUGCUGUAUUUACAGCUCCUCUCUCUCUCUCUCUCCAUUGUGUUCUGACCCAUUUCUAUGUGUACCCCCCAACCUUUAUUUCCAAGUGACAUUUUUAGUCUUUUCAAAAUAGCUGCCUUUUGUGAUGUGGUGAUUUAAGUUAAUUUGUUUUCAACCUUGGGACAAACUGAGGUAUUUUGCUUCCUGGACAGAUCUUUGCAAUUUUGAGUGCUCACUUGGGGAGAGAGGAUGAGUUGGAAAUACAGUUUUUCCCCCCACUUCCACACAACAGGAAUGUAGCUUCUUAACUCUGACUUCUAUUCCUAGUAUUCCUGUUGGUAAGAGUGGUCUAAGCACCAGGAGGAUAAUUAAGGCCCAGUCAGUCUUUGUUUAAGGAAAUCGAGCAAAUAAUAUAUAUUUGCCCAGUCAUUGCAUAUCUGGUCACUAUUCCUAGAAAGAACUGUGACUUCUUGGCCCUCCUGUUGCCCACUCCGUUUGAAUCUCUCUAAUCUAUAAAACACCCUGGUAACCUCUCCACCUACGGGGAGGGGGGAAUUGUCAAGUAUGGUCCUCAGAAUUGAGUUUGCCCCAUAGAUACAAAUCUAUCCAACCCCUGAGGAGCUCUGUAUGUCCACACUCCUCUUCCUUUUUGGGCUGGUGCUGCCACUCAGCAAUAAUCCUCUUUUCUCUAUGCUUUCAUAGAUCCCUGUCCUCUGUCUUUGAUGCUGAUUAGGAUGUAAGAGUCCUCAUCUUUUCAUGCUGUAAAAAAUUAGCAUGCAAAAAGCUUUUUUUCCCCAGCAGAACACGUACCCUCUUGUCUCCAAUCACUGGAAAGGAAUUUGUGGAUCAUGAACUCAGCUCGUCCUGCCCUCAUGCUGAGUUCUGUCCUGGACAAUCAAAAGCAAAGUGAUGGUAGUAUAGAACUCUACCAAAGUAAGCUGGUGAAGAAGUACAAGCUCCAGGGGUAUAAAAGCUGCCAAGUGCUUCACGGUUCCUACAGCUCAGCAGAACCUGAGUACGCCUUCCUGGUGGGAGAAUCUGAAAUAGCUGUGUUGACACCUGACAUUUCCCAAACCUUAUGAAGUUAGUUGGUUUGAGUAUGCAGUGAUCAAAGCCCAUGCUAUAGCCUGGGUGCCUCUGCUAAUGAGAGGGACCAAAUAUCUGUUAGGGGAGCAAGAAAUGGGAUGGGAUAAUUUAUCCUUAGGUUGCUAUCAGUUUGUUUGCCUUACUCAUUUAUAAGUGCAAUAAGGGAGUGUUUCACAGGAUUACACCUGUGACAACCUGACUGGAUGCUUUCCUGUGGUUCUCAAUGGGGCAAGGAUGGACAGAUUUGGGCCUCUCGGCAUGGUUAGCUCUGACCUUCAUUGAGGUCCCUUUGGGAUCAGAUGUUCUGUUACAGACACCUUCCUCUCUACUAGUCUCCUUAUCUUGGUGGUGGGGGGGGGUCUUUAUUGAUGGACUUGGGGCAUUUUGGUCGGUAAUUAAUAUCUCAACUGCUGGUAGUAUGUAUUGGACUGGGAAAGUUGGAGAAGUAUUCCUACUGGAGAAAUAUGUAAUUGUUUUUCUACAAGCUCUGUAUUACCCAUUAAUUAUAUUUGUGCUUAAAGAUUUUCCUUCUUCAUUCAUCAAGUAGGUGAAGUCCAGAUGUGAGUUACCUUGGGAGAAACUGAUACUCAGACAGUUGUUUGUGUGGUGUGAGGGUCAGCAGAUGUUCAUCUUCCUUCAGCUCUUCUUUGAGAUCCACACAUAUCAUGUCAGCUUUAUUGGGGGCUCACUCUUUAUCUGCCUGUUCUCUGGCUCCUCCUGCCUCCACCUAUUGCCCACAUUUGAAAGCAUCUAAAUGAGGUGAGCUAGAAUUUUCUGAGAUCUGGGGCUCCUCCCCAUGUAAACAUAAAGGAGGGAUGUCCCUGGUCUAUGCCAUCCCCAUGGAUGGUGUUGCUGCUGGGCAACAGUGUUGGCUUCUUUUAAGUACCCCCUUCCCUCCUUACCCACUCCAAACUGACUAGCACUCAGAGGGGUCUGUGAUCAAAGGCUCAGCUUCCCUGAGGGUAUGUCAUGCCCUUUUAGACCAGCUGCUUCCAUUAGAUUCCCAGGGACUUAGUCCCAACUGAAAGCAGCAGUGCCUCUGCAUCAGGGCUGCUGGGCUCUGGCCUUCUCAUGAAGAGAGGUCAGGGACAGGGUCAGUAUUGUGGACACAUAUAUAUCUUCCCAAGUUCAACUUUUACAGCCCCUACUGGGACUCCCUGACUUAUUUUGGUUGGCUCCUAGUGCUACUUCUUUUACAAACUACACUUUGUAGAACUGAUUAGAUUACCUUGUUUAUUUAAUGUGAGUUUGUGCCUUUUGUCUCAAUCUUCCAAUACAGGUAUAUUGGGAAAAAGCAGUCUAAUAAAAUCCUAGACAGAGUUUUUGGAGUCCAGCUUAUUGAUGAUGUCCUUCUGUCCAUUUUACAACUUAGAUAUCCUCAAAUUCCCCAAUUUUACCAAGGCAAGAUUAGGAAAAGGUGCAAUGGUGUCUCUGAAACUUUUUGCAAGUGAAUUUUCACAAAUUAAAAUAUUCCCUUUGUAUAACAGAGGGGGUGAACUUGUUCAAAGUACACUGUACACAUAUAUGAAAUUAUAACAAUGAA
This is a messenger RNA of Castor canadensis (American beaver), 4053 nucleotides long. Lineage: Eukaryota; Metazoa; Chordata; Mammalia; Rodentia; Castoridae. The record is from RefSeq and is a predicted model, not a curated record.